Mesocricetus auratus (golden hamster) is the source of this 4645-nucleotide messenger RNA. It is a transcript of the gene Chst2, whose product is annotated as carbohydrate sulfotransferase 2. The coding region runs from base 933 to 2525 and encodes 530 amino acids. Gene Ontology annotation, cellular component: Golgi membrane. The transcript has 2 exons. Gene Ontology annotation, molecular function: N-acetylglucosamine 6-O-sulfotransferase activity. Lineage: Eukaryota; Metazoa; Chordata; Mammalia; Rodentia; Cricetidae. Gene Ontology annotation, biological process: sulfur compound metabolic process; N-acetylglucosamine metabolic process; carbohydrate metabolic process. The record is from RefSeq and is a predicted model, not a curated record.
UGGCAGGAGUCGCGCAGAGGCCGGCCCGAGCGCGUUGCAGGCGCCCGGCGUAGGGGGAGUCGGGUAGCAGCAUCCUCCCGGGCGCCGCUUUAGUGCGGCCGCGGCGGGGGCUUCCUCUGCCUCGGGACCUCGUUGGGCAGAAGCAGCCGGUGCCGGGGGAGGGUCCCGCUCUUUUGCCUCCAGCUACGUGUCCAGGGUCCUUCUGGGCCAGCCCGCGGCUACGGAGCUCCGGGUCUCGCCUGAACCGCCUGCCCGGACAUCCUCCGGGUGAUGGAAGAAGCGGCCGCCGUUGCGGGGCCGCGCUGUACCCUGACCGCCAACGCCGCCGGAGGGAUGGGAAGGUACGCUGCGUGGAGGCCGAGAGCGAGCGAUGGAGAGCCGAUCAGCCUGGAGCUGGGACGUAUCUAAGCCAUCCCGCACCGUCGCCUCCAGCCUGCUUCGUGCCCCGGAACCGGGAGGAAAGCUGCGGUCCCGAGAGACUCGAGGAGACGUCGCUGCAGCCGGGACGCGCCGCGCUCGCUGGAGCGCACAGCCGGGUUCUGGGCCCGGUGAAAGUUUCCCCUCCCGAGCUGCAGGGCGCCCGCUGCCGGGAAACUCUGCCUAGGGCUAGGACAGCGGAGUCCCUCGGCUCCCUUGAAGGCUUGGGGACCCCCGGCAGAAGAGAACCGGACAGAAACCGAGGACAGGGCUAGCUGGACAGUCCGCCGGUCCGAUAUCCGGGGACGCUCUGGGGCGCACCCGCCGCUCCAGGUUCUUCUCGGAGCCGCUGCCAUGGGAGAGCCAGCCCUGGGCGCCGGGGACCAGCCGCCUCUGCCGCCGCGCCCGCCUCGGAUCGGCGGCCCCAGUCCCGGCGCCCGCAGCCGGCCUGCAGCGUCCCCCUCCCGGGCUGCAGGGCCGCCUCCGCCGCGCCGCCGGCCCCGGCUGUGCCUGUGAUGAGCCGCAGUUCGCCGCGAGCUCUGCCCCCGGGCGCGCUUUCCCGGCCGCUGCCGGCCGCGCCUGCCGCCGUGCAGCGGGCCCUGCUCCCGCCGUGGCCCCGGCGCUCAGGACGCCGCUGGCCUGCGUCCCCGCUCGGGAUGAAGGUGUUUCGCAGGAAGGCGCUGGUGCUGUGUGCGGGCUAUGCACUGCUGCUGGUGCUCACGAUGCUCAACCUCCUGGACUACAAGUGGCAUAAGGAGCCGCUGCAGCAGUGCAACCCCGACGGGCCUCUGGGUGCCGCGGCGGGGGCGACUGGGGGUGGCUGGGGAAGGCCGGGGUCGCCUCCUGCAGCGCCGCCCCGCGCUCAUCCGCGCCUGGACCCCCGUGCCCCAUACCGCCCUCCCUCAGCCGGCGUGGGGGCAGUAUCCGCAGCCGCGGCGGGGGCUGGAGGAGCUGCGGCCUCUUCAGGCAAUGGCACUCGAGGCACCAGGGGUGGAGGGGACAAGCGGCAGUUGGUGUAUGUGUUCACCACGUGGCGCUCCGGUUCGUCCUUCUUCGGCGAGCUCUUCAACCAGAACCCUGAAGUGUUCUUUCUGUACGAGCCUGUGUGGCACGUGUGGCAAAAACUGUACCCCGGGGACGCGGUUUCCCUGCAGGGGGCAGCGCGGGACAUGCUGAGCGCUCUCUACCGCUGCGAUCUUUCGGUUUUCCAGCUGUAUAGCCCGGCCGGCAGUGGGGGGCGCAACCUCACCACUCUGGGCAUCUUUGGGGCAGCCACCAACAAGGUGGUGUGCUCCUCGCCACUCUGUCCCGCCUACCGCAAGGAGGUCGUCGGGCUGGUGGACGACCGCGUGUGCAAGAAGUGCCCACCUCAACGCCUGGCACGCUUCGAGGAGGAGUGCCGCAAGUAUCGCACGCUGGUUAUCAAGGGCGUGCGCGUCUUCGAUGUGGCUGUGUUGGCGCCACUGCUUCGAGAUCCAGCCCUGGACCUCAAGGUCAUCCACCUGGUGCGUGAUCCUCGUGCGGUUGCCAGCUCCCGUAUCCGCUCACGCCAUGGCCUCAUCCGGGAAAGCCUACAGGUAGUGCGAAGCCGGGAUCCCAGAGCCCACCGCAUGCCCUUCCUGGAGGCUGCUGGCCACAAGCUGGGUGCCAAGAAAGAGGGUAUAGGUGGGCCAGCAGACUACCAUGCUCUGGGCGCAAUGGAGGUCAUCUGCAACAGUAUGGCCAAAACGCUGCAGACAGCCCUGCAGCCCCCUGACUGGCUGCAGGGACACUACUUAGUGGUGAGGUACGAGGAUCUUGUGGGAGACCCGGUUAAGACCCUACGGAGGGUGUAUGACUUUGUGGGGCUGCUGGUGAGUCCCGAAAUGGAGCAGUUUGCCCUGAACAUGACCAGUGGUUCAGGUUCCUCCUCCAAGCCUUUUGUGGUAUCCGCUCGCAACGCCACUCAGGCCGCCAAUGCCUGGCGGACGGCGCUCACCUUCCAGCAGAUCAAACAGGUGGAGGAGUUUUGCUACCAACCCAUGGCAGUGCUGGGCUAUGAGCGGGUCAAUAGCCCCGAGGAGGUGAAAGACCUCAGCAAGACCCUACUUCGGAAGCCCCGGCUUUGAGAGGGGUUCCCAAGAGAUCUGAUGCCCACUGGAGACACCCACAAAGAGGAUGGUGUUGUGUUUAAACAAACGCAGCCCAGACCCAAGCUGAGGAAACCCACAUAUUCUAUUAUAGAUAUAUAAUAUAAAUAACCACACGGGCACUCGCUGUCAACGUUUUGAGUCAGUGAAUUUCAAAGAACAGCCUCAACACGCGUGCACAUGCGUGCGUGUACACACACACACACACACACACACACACACACCUCAGAAAAAGGCAAGACAUGAGAGUACUGACAAAUUGCCGUGUCCCCCGCCUCUUCUCCCUUUUCCCUUCUCUUCCUCUUUCCCUUCUCUCUUCCGUAUUGAAGAGGAUUGUUGAUAAACCAAGUUCCAGUAACCCAAAUCUUGUUUACAAUUUUUUUGUGGUAUCUGUGAAUGUGUAAGAUUAAUUUUGAUGUGGGGUGGGGUGGGUGGAGAAGGGGGAAGUGGUCCCAGAGCAGGAAGCCCCCACCAGGCUGGUAAACCAUGGAGGCAUUCUUCAAAAGUAGACUUUUGUGCAAACAGCAAAGGUUACAUGUGAGUAUUAAUAAAGAAGAUAAUAAUAAAUAAUAUUCUUUUUUAAUAUUUGCCUCCAUUGCUCUGGACUUCCCAGCGUUACUUGUCUUUGUAACUUCAAGUGGCCUCUGCUCCCCUCCUCUCCCUGCAUUUCCAGCUAUUUACUUGGGGGACAGCUAAGCUGGGAGAAGCCUCUGCCUUCAUAAUAACUGGGAGUUAUUUGGUCACAUGUAAACCGCGGCUUGCCGGGUGCCCAGGAGUGAAACCAGUCUUCUACAGGGAAAACCAAGCAGGUCAGAGAAAGAAAGCACACACUACUCCCUGGCCAGCUUUCAGUAGAUAAAGGAAGAAACAAGCCCUUGAGAGUUGAAGGCAUUCGGUUUUGAUUACUUCUGUAUUGUGAGCUGAGACAGGGUACCUUGAAGCAGACACUGGUGUUUUUGUUCUGAAGUUGGUUCAGAAAAAAGAAUAUAUAUAUAUAUACAUAUACAUAUAUAUAUAUUAAAGUUCUGAUGACUAGAAUACAAGUUUCAAGAUGGAGUGAAUACCAUUGGUGGUGGUGGCAGCAACUUCUGUAGUUAGUGGAAUGACAGAUAUAUCUGAGUGUGUUUGUCCUUGACACAGUAUCUGGAGGCAUAUUAAAGCAAAGUUUUAACUGAGGACUGGAGGUUUUCUUUCCUCCUCACGUCCCAUCCAAAUUAAUAAUACUAAAGACAGGAAUUUGAAAUAGUUUGCUCGGGACUUGGGGUGUCCUGGAGAUACGAUGUCCCUUCAUUUCCUAAAGGCAAAUUUGCAAAACCAAGUACAUGCUGCAGACAGCGUAAGAUUUUAGCUAAGAACUUUUAGAUAUCGAAAGGAUUCUGAGGAAGAGGAAAUAAAAAUGGAUUAGUGUGUAGGAUUUUGAGAUUUUGUAUUUUCCAGAGAGAAAACCAUUGAAUUUCCCAGCAGUGGUUAUACUCCUACACCCUGAACUCAUAUUGUCCUGAAGUAUUCUGUAUGGUGUUGUGUUACGAUAAGAAAUUAUGAAACCCAAGUAGAAAAAACAGGCAGUAUAGUUGUAUAUUGUAUAUUAUAUUAAAUAUGGUACAAGUCCAGUAUCCUUGCAGCUUUAUUUUACAGUAAUUUAUUUUGAGACUGGAAGGCCAACAAAUGUGGGUUGAAUGCUGAAGACAUUAUUUUAAAAGAAAGAUAAUAUGUACAUAGGAAAUGUUUUAACAGGAGGCGAUUCUUGAGUUUAAUAGUCAUUACAACGUGAAACCCAAGAUGAAGAGCACAUUUUUAUUAAAAAAAGAGGUGAAUUAGAAUGGUUAUUUCCCAAUCUACUGAAACUGUUUCCCAUGUCUUGUUAUUGAGCUAGAAUGCCACUAUAACACUGAUCAAGAUUUCCAUGGUAUUUUUUUAUGGGAGUGCCUUCAGCAGCAGGGGAAUCUUUGUAAGAGCUCUAAUUUAAGCAUACUUUAAAAUUAAAUGAACAAAAUAAAUAUUAAUGUUGGGCGACUAUAGAUGAAAAAGGCUUAUCAGAAAAUUAAGGUAGUGUCAUUAAAAAACAGUGAUUCUGAAUAAAAUAACCAUUUAAAAACAAA